AUGUCUAGCACUACCAUAUCACAGCUUUCAUCGCGCUUAGCCCGAGAAGAGCCCUUCCUGAGUGCUGCCAAGACACCUGUGAAAUCUCGGGCAAUGGUUGGGUGUAUUGUCAGGCCGGGUUCGCAGUCUGGGGACUCGGCAGAAAUGCUUAUUAUACUGCGGGCAAUUAGAGAGAACGAUCCGUGGUCUGGCCAGACUGCCUUCCCCGGUGGUCGCUGUGAGAUCGAUGAUAACGGUGAUGAUAUGGUGACAGUGGUACGGGAAGUAUGGGAGGAAAUAGGAGUAGACUUGUCGGACAAGACGCACUAUAGAGUGCUUGGUCGUGUGAGCGAUAUAGAGGUCUAUCGUGGGGGCAGGGUACAUAUGGUAGUCGGGUGUAUAGUCUUCGAGCAAAUAGUGCCGCCCGAAUCCCUCACGUUGGCCCCUCUAGAAGUAGCUGCGUGUGGAUGGGUACCGCUUUCUACAGUGGGCUGUGCUACCNNNNGAUUAUACCAUGAUCCCUAG
Perkinsus marinus ATCC 50983 is the source of this 504-nucleotide messenger RNA. RefSeq names its product Peroxisomal coenzyme A diphosphatase ndx-8, putative. The record is from RefSeq and is a predicted model, not a curated record. NCBI's taxonomy places the organism in Eukaryota, Perkinsozoa, Perkinsida, Perkinsidae. Gene Ontology annotation, molecular function: coenzyme A diphosphatase activity. The transcript is spliced from 2 exons. The coding region runs from base 1 to 504 and encodes 167 amino acids.